UUUUUUAAAUUUUCAGUAAUUUUUGGUAACUAUUGCACAACUAUAACAAUACAUAUUUAAGGCAUGUUCAUAUAAAAGAUUUUCCAUUCGUGAAUAUCGUCACGUGUCAACCACGCCAUCAUUUUUUCCACGGGUCUUUCCCGCCGUUUGUAUUCCCGUCAUAAGGGCAAGUUCGCAAUCGGCCAUGAUGCGGCGCGGAGAUCGCGCACACGUAAUUGGCGACGCCCUGGUCGCAUCUGCACGUGAUUGGCGACGUCGUCGUCACGUGGUUACUUGCCACGCACGCCGGACAAAGCGAACGCGACGCAACGCGACGACGCGCAAUCAUGGCGACGAUAACGACGACGUGGUAGGGAGGUAAGGGAAAAGAGACGAUGUAAGCCAAUAGAGCGGGAAGGGGAGAGAGCCGAGCGGUGGCGAAACCGAGCGAAGGGAACCGAGUUGAAGCGUGACGCGGGCGAAGAGAGGGGGGGAUAGAGGGGGAGGGCGAAAAGCGCGUAAGCGUAAGCGACGAGCGCUCGCCGCGGUGUGUGUCGGUCGGUCGGUUGGUCGGUCGGUCGCCGCCAUGCUAGUGGUUAGUUUAGUGAACCAAACAUCAUGAUGUGGCAGAACGUUCGACGCCCGUAGCCACGCCGCGUUAACCGGCAACGUUGUCGUUAUGUUAUCCACAGUAACACUCACGACGUUCGAUAAACCUCUAUAAACACGUAACGCGAAAAAGUACAAAAAAAAACACAAUAGUGUUCCAGCGUUUUGUCAUCACGUGUUGCGCAAAUCGUACGGUUCACGGCGUAUCGAAAAUUCUUCCGAAGCGCAUGGUCAAGGUGAUGGAGACGACGCGCACGUCGAGAGGACUGGGGAAGGGUUAAGGGCAUCGCGGACGAGCUCAACUCCGUCGGUCGCGCUUUCCCGCCUUUCGGAUAUCCCGGACGUGAAUCGAACUCGCGCGUCGAAUGUGUUUACUCGUCGUCACACGUGUGCGGCGACAGACAACGGCGACGAAGUAGCGAUGUAUCGAUUCCCUCGAAUCGCGUUGGAGCCUCGAGGAAGAACGGAAAGACAGAUGCUGGAUCCGAGCGUGCUAACGGACCUGGAGGAGCUGACGCUUUGCAGUUGCUGCAAGCAGAAAUACAAUGACGUGGAGCAGUGUCCCAAGUACCUCAGCUGUAAGCACUACUUCUGCCUAAGGUGCAUCGAGACCAGCCUGCUCAAGGGUCGCGAUCUGUUCUGCGCGCAUUGCUGGAAGAAGACGGACCUGGGCGACCAGGGCCCGGAUGCCCUGCCGACUCACUCUGCUCUGCUUGCUCUGGCCAACAACCUGUCGCGUCUCAAGAUCACGACGAACAACACGUCUGGCAAACCAGUCGAUAAGGAGAGAAAGAGCGAGAACUGCCACACUCACGGGAUGCCGCUGGCAUUCUGGUGUGCGACGUGUUGCACAGCGCUUUGCAGAGCGUGCGCGACUCCGCAGGAACACCCGGGUCAUCAGAUCAAGUCGCAAACCGAUGCCAAAGAACAGCUGAUAUCCGACGUUCAAUUGGAGCUAGUUACUGUGGGUAAAUUGUCGACGGAGAUUCAAAGACUGGCCGUGCAGCAACGCGACUUUCUGAUAAGGGUGCUGGAAGCGUGCGUGACGCUGAAGACGCACGUAGAGACGGAUCUACAGAAUGGUUGGAGCCAUUUCCCAGAGAUAACGGACGCGCGCGAGACCCUGGGUAAGACAAGGGCGGGUCUGCAGAUGAGCGAGACUCCAGGCGACGUAUACAGCCUGCACUCGCAACUCGUUCUCGAAAAGCAGAGGUUGCAGUCUAAGUACCAAGAAAUGAUGCUGCAGUGCCAGCUGGAUGAUCUCAUUGGCAAUUCCGGCGUGAUUUUCGACUUCGCUUUGCUAAAGCAGGCAUUGGCGGGUAUCCACACGGGGGAUCCGAUCGUCCCUCAAAACAACGGCGGCCGUCUACCGAAUCAUCUCGCAGCCUCGCAUAACCCGAUAUUGUUCCUUGCAAAUUAUUGCAUGUCGCAACUGUAUACGCGUCACGUGGUCAGCAAGCAGCAGCACAUGCAGAACGGCUCGAUGGAGUAUCAUCAUUCGAGUAUGAUGCCGCCGCCGCAGCAGGCGCCAUCUGUUCACGUUCAUCAGGGUCCGCCCCCGCCACCACCGGGACCGGGGCCGAAUCAAGCUCCCCAGCAGCUCCUCAUUCCACCCGGUUCACCGUCCAUCAAGCCCGUACAGUCCGCGCCGCCCAACGCGAUGCUGCAUCCACAGCAACAGUCGACGUUCAUGUCUGACGCGGUUGGCACCGGCGCCGGCGGCGGCGGCGGCGGUAGUCUAGUGACCGUCCACUCUUCCCCGCAGCCGCCGUCCAACGCGAUAACGGCGACUUUGACGCGGGGCCCCGCGAGUCCGUAUCCCUUAUAUUACUUCAAUAUCGAGGUGAACGGCUCGCCGCACGGACGCAUUGUGAUCGAGGUGCGACCGGACGCGGCGCCGAAGAUGGCGAAGAACUUCAGCGUGCUGUCGACGGGUGAAGCCGGGAUCGGCUAUCAGGGAUGCACGAUAUUCCAGUGUUGGGAAGGUGAGUCCGUCAUUACGGGCGACUUUGAGCUUAACAACGGCCGCGGGGGACGCAGCAUAUUCGAGGAUGGUUACUUCAUGCCGGACGACACCAAGUUCCCGGCGACUAGGGGCGCGGUGGGCAUGAGGCGAACGCAGAAACGGCACGACAACCUCGGCAUGGUCGGCUCGCAAUUUCGCAUAAUACUGCAGGAGAUGCGCGGCUUCACCGGCAUCUUCGGUCACGUGGUUGAGGGACUGGAGCUGGUGGAGAAGAUAUCUACGUUCGGCGACCAGACCGGCAAGCCUACCAAGAAUAUUCUAAUCACGAAGUGCGGUAAAUUGUAACGUUUACGUUGUCGCUGUCGCGCGGUUUGUUGUAACGCGGGGUAAAUCUCCAAGAAAGAUGGAUAUAUACUCCGUAUAUAUUAUAUAAUGCCGUACACAACACGUUUUUCUGCUCUAGAUAACCGAAGGAAAGUCGCCACGGUAUCCCCGACUCGCGCGCGAUCGCGGCCGCGAGAAAAAUCUAUACGUAAGAAAAAAAAAAUGUGCAAAAAAGAAAUCGCGUUACACGUAAUUGUCCGACGACGGGAGACGAUUAUUGUUAUUAUUAUAUCCGCCGCGCGUAUGUCCGCUCGGGGACGUCGUUGCGACACGUUUAUUAGCUCCGCGAUUCCUCGAACGCUCCGUACGAGUCAUGCAACUUAAUUAACUAUUAACAAUAGCGUCUAAAGAUGUCGAAUCUAUUUUUAAAAAGAUGGGCGUUGCGCGAGAAGAAAAAAAAAGAGAUAAAAAUCCAUAUUUUGCUAUUGACUGGGAAUCGAUACGAGAUUCUGCUAACAAUAACGACGAUGAUCGAAAUAUACACACACACACACACACACACACACACACACACACACACACACACACACACACACACACACACACACACACAUACGUACCUCAUCGACCGUGAUAUCGAUACGACUUCUCUAGCUGAUACGACGUAUUUGUUUUUUAGGGAGAGAGAGGUCUGACGUUUAUUUGGCUAUUAUCGGCAUUAACUCUUCUACGACAUUGUAGUUCAUAGAACGCGCGCCGCGCGUUGAACGUGAUAUAAUGGAGAAAAUAAUACCGCGCGAAUCGCGGCAGGCGAUUCUCCGGCCAGCUGCGGGCGCAGCUAAUGUUUUAGGUCGUAGAUAGCGAAUAAAAAGGGGAUAAAAAGAGCACGCGUAGAUCGGGGAAUUUAACUGUAGCGAACUAUCGGGAGGUAAUCGAAUCGUGUGUCGUAUACGCGAGGCACACGUCUACGAAAGAACGAAAGAGACAAAUCUACAAAGGAGUAAAUAUUUCGACUCUUUCGAUUCUUGUUCUUUCAUUUUUUUCAUCACGAUCUUCGCGACUUCCUGCUAAAAGUCGCAAGUCGCGCGAUUCCAUGUACGCAGGUCUCUCGUUUAGAAACCUUAGCCGGGAGAGAGGAAGAAGAGAUAUCGGCAUAGUUAAUCACGUAGGAGGGCAGUUUAUGGUUCGUCGGACACGACGAUCGCGUGUCGUUCCGUUCCGUUCCAGAGGUGCGAGGAAAAAGAGCCAAAAGGGAAGAGAGAAAAAGUAAAGGAAAAAAAAAAGAAAAAUAAAAAGAGAUAUUCGUCGCGCGCGCGCCUCCUGCGAGGAAGAAUCUUGCGAUACCGCUGCUCGGAUACUUGCGGUUCAAACCCGUUCCCUUUUCGUUCUUUGCGAACUAGCGAACCGUCGUGGAUUAUAUCUGUAUUUAAGAUUAGAUCUCAAUACGUCGCAAAUGUAUGCAAGGCCUAAAACACUACUAUGUAGACUGUAAGCCUCGUGUCGUCUAAUCGGAAAUGAACGAAAGAAAAAAAAUGAAGAAAUGUGCGGAUAUAUAACGUAUACAUAUACAUAUAUAUAUACAUAUACAUAUAUAUAUAUAUAUAUAUAUGUGUGUAUAUAUAUAUUAAACGAAUCAUUCCUCGAUGCUAUAUAUCGAAAGAAUACUACGAUAUAAUGUAAACUGCGUUAUAGCUACUCGUCUGAAUCCUCGUAAUGAAGUCCCAUGCGUUAUUAUCGUUACAUAUAUAUAUAUAUACUGUCACACACGCGCGCGCGUACGCGGGAGCGGACGCGAGUAUCUCUCUCUCUCGCGAACACACGUGCGUGCGUAUAUAUCUUCACGCGCGUACAAGGCAAGGCACACUCACGCGUAAUAAGCAGAAAUUGCACGCCCUCGCGUCGUCGCGGAUAUAUGCCUUCUCGAAAAAAAGCCUCAUUCGAUGUUGAACUUGAAAGUUUUAACACUUGUUGAUUAGCUGAUUAUAAAAAGGAGAAAAAAAAAAAGAAGAAACGAACGCGUCUCUCGCGAUAAUCUUGACGCGAUGCGAAACGCGUCACGUUGUGUGUCGUUUUUAGGAAUAAAUAAACUCGCUCCUGUACGAUCAGGUGCGGAAACGCUGUUCGGUUCGAGUGUGAUGAGGCUGAAUUCGCGCUUGCAUCGAACUCGCAUCUUUUUUUUUUUUUUUUUCCCCCCUAAAAAAGAGUCAGAGGCCAGACAUAAAUGACAGAGAAAGCUCAACGAGACUUGAAAAAUCUGCAUGCGAGCGCAAUUCGUUCUCUCCGCGUUUGAAUCGGACAGCAUUUUUGCUCUCGGUUGCACAUGUACAAUAUUGUAUACACGACGACCGUAAGGGGGGUUGAGGGGGGGAAAUUGCAUGAUUGUGUGUUCGAACGGAUGGAUGAAUGAACGAAUUCUCUCGUUUCGGUCCCAGACGGGGAAGACUCCGACAAACUGUAACUCUUAGUACGUAAUCAUAGAUGCAAUCGUGUGAGGAACAGAACAUAUUGUACCGAAGCGAGUGAUAGAUCAGGCCCACUUGUACACGUACACAUACAUGAGAUACAUACACACAGAUCGACACACAGAUACUGAUACCUAUGCGCGCGCGUAUAUAUAUAUAUAUAUAUAUAUACACACAUAUAUAUAUAUACAAAUAUAUAAAUUACGUAUAUUUUUAUGAACGUGAUGAGGUAACAACGCAUAGCUUGUAAUAUCGAUUCUAACGAUCGACCGAUUUACCUUGCCCCUCGCGUGCGAUUAAACGAUUGAGCGGCUGUAAGCACUUGGACAAGUUUUUUCCUCGUCUUUCUACCUCGCCAUUAUUUCCCUCCGUUUUCUUAUUUCCGCUCUUUUUUCUCUUUCUCUUACUUCCCACUCUCGUUGCGAUGAUCAUUGAAAACGCAAAGAUCGUGAAUUUUUUUUUUCAGGUCCGCGGUAAUCAAGUACCGUAGGAGCCAUCGUUUAAACGAAUUUUAUUAUUUCAUUAUACAUGUAUGAAGUGAACGUUUAUUGCUCCAACUUAAGUGUACUUUUAAUCAAUCGAUUUUGAGUUAUAAAUUGUUCUUUCUCCUUU
Pogonomyrmex barbatus (red harvester ant) is the source of this 5952-nucleotide messenger RNA. RefSeq lists its product as uncharacterized. Gene Ontology annotation, cellular component: cytoplasm. The record is from RefSeq and is a predicted model, not a curated record. NCBI's taxonomy places the organism in Eukaryota, Metazoa, Arthropoda, Insecta, Hymenoptera, Formicidae. Gene Ontology annotation, molecular function: zinc ion binding; peptidyl-prolyl cis-trans isomerase activity; cyclosporin A binding. Gene Ontology annotation, biological process: protein peptidyl-prolyl isomerization; protein folding.